Molecule: messenger RNA, 2874 nt
Organism: Lytechinus variegatus (green sea urchin)
Lineage: Eukaryota; Metazoa; Echinodermata; Echinoidea; Temnopleuroida; Toxopneustidae
Exons: 14
Coding region: 103-2874 (923 amino acids)
Biological process (GO): mitotic sister chromatid separation; male meiotic nuclear division; mitotic spindle assembly checkpoint signaling
Molecular function (GO): protein binding
Source: RefSeq, a predicted model, not a curated record
ACUUGAUUGAAAAUUCAACUAAUAUUCAAAAUUGUGCACUUUCACUUCGAGACUCGGGUUCAGGCACCAUCUAGAGCUGUAAAGAAAAGGAUCUUUGUUGUAAUGGAGGACGAAGACUGUGAGACAGAAUACCCAAAGGAUUUCACCACUAGCCAGAAACUUCAUCGGGCAGCCAGAAAAGGAAACGUUCGAAAGUUGAGAAAACUCUGCAAGUCAGGUGUAAACCCAGAUGCUGUCAAUGAACAAUGCCAGAGUCCCUUGUUUGUAGCUGCCUUACACAACAGAGAAAAGGCUGUUCAAUUCCUGAUUUCCACUGGUGCUGAUCCUAAUCAUGCUUGCUAUGAUGGUAGUACCCCAAUGCAUGCGGCCUGUCUCUCCUGCUCUCCGAGUAUUCUCUGCAUCUUGGCCGAUGCCGGUGGAAACAUCAAUCACCAUGACAACCGAGGUCUCCACCCUCGAGAUUGGAUAUCCUAUCAAGAAGAGAUUGACAAAAGAUUCAAGAUGAGGAAGUUCCUUGAGGCAAUGAAGCUGUAUGCUGUUGGUACCGCCGGGGAUGAAAAACUGAGGAGAACGGCUCGUUCCAGGUGGGAUGCUCUUACGAACAAUAUUCGACAGUUUCCAGAGCGCAGAGGAAGGCAGUGGAGAAGGAGAAGAUGGUUCACCGACUCUCCUCAGCAUCGCUUCCGACCAAGGGUUCCUGAAAGCGUAACAACCUUCUUCCAAAGGCUGCGGAAUAUUGACUGGACCGUGGUAGCUACGUGCUUCCGAUUUGUUCAGAAUGAGGAGGUGGACAUCACACAGAGGGAUACAUUGAGAAGCAAAGAUGUCAUGAAAGUUCAGAUGGAACAAGCGAAAAAGGCUGAAGCCGAAGGCUGCAAGGUCCAACUUUCCGACUCCACCUACCCCGUCUUGACACUCUACGUGGACGAGAAACAUGGGAAGCUAACGUCUACCAAGAAGAAGGAAGAACAACGACACCACGACCUGAUGGAGAUCACUGAGGAGUUUAGUUCACCAGGACAGGGCAAUGAUCACCUGAAGGACGACAAGAGUGAUGGCAAUCUUGCAGAGAAGGGCAAGAUGUCAUCUGGAAUUGAUUUUGAGGAUAGUCUCCAAGGUCUCGAGAAUGACUAUGGUGGGAGAGGGGUGAUUGACGAUCCACGACGUUUUGAUAUAAAGAAGUCUCCCGCCAUUUCUGCGUGUAAGGAGCUGUCUGCGGAAAAGCAUGAUCCUUGCCAUGAGAGUGAAGGGGAUACAAUAGAUGACGACAAGGUUGAUAGGUCUUCGACAUCCUCAGAUGACAGUUGCAAGAACAGGAUGAUGGAGAUCUUAGAGGAUGCAUUCAAGCUAGAGCUAGCACCCAAGGUCUCAGCUCUCAUGGCGGACUACUGUGACAGCACCCAAGGAAGCACCGCCGCUCAGGAGUCUUUUGACAUCGACUUCCAGUCCUACCAGGAUGACGACCCAGAUGAGGUGGACGUCGAUGCCGUCAAGUGGGUUGGCAAUGGCGAGGUAGGUGGAAACUUAAAUCAGCAGGAUGGCCCUUGCCCUGCAGAUCCGCAGGAGGGCAGCAACUAUCGGGAUGACUUCGAAGCAAGUGAAAUCAAAAUCGAUGGUCUCAUGCUCAAGGAUGGGAUCAGCAGUUCAUCUGACGACGACGAGGACGAUCGCAAUUUCAUCAAGGAAGGAAGGUAUGUGGAUGUCCAGAAGAUGCUUACGGCCAAUCUUGAGAUGGUGUUCCCAGAGACAGUGGGCCAUUCCCCAACCCCUCCUUGUGACCUGAACAACAACACGGAGGCAAGGAAACACCGAGAAGACGGGAAAGAAGGUGACGUCACUGCAGGAAGCUCGCUCUAUCAAGUUUCAGCCCUCAACGACGCUGCAUUCAUCAGUGAUCUCUCCCUAGAGGUCAACGUCAACGAAAGCGUCAAGUCGUCCCUAGAAAGCGUUCCCCAGCCGCAACAGGGAAACGAGGGCAGGACCGAAGAAGGGGAUUUAGAGGAGGAAGAGGAUGAUCCGUUGGGAGAUAAGUCACUUCAUUCAGCACUAGCCAAGCUCGAUCUAACAGAGGCAGAAAAAGAAGAGGUCCAAGAGUGGUUUGGAGGUCACGGCAGCGUGCGCAACCUCAUACACAACUAUGAAUCCAAGAUACAGGAGAUACAGUGCGAGACACUCCGAUCGAACGUGACUAACCUUGGCGCCCUCUUGAGGCGAGAGUAUGGCAUGUUGGAUCAAGGAAAUGCCCACGAUGCAAGGCGGUGUGUGAGCGAUACAGCAGCACUGCAUCGGCAUCAGCAGACCGAGCCACAUGCUACAACUUCAGAAUGCCCAAGAGUGAUACCAUCCCAGGACACCAGGAAAGCCCCACCCUUCAGUGUUAGCAUGGAGAUGGACGCGGAUGACUCCUGGCUCUGGCCUGCCAGCGGGGAGGAGGAGGCAACAUUUGAGGAGCAGCUACGUUGGAGCAUGGAGGUCAUCGGCCUCGAAGACGAUGAGGGAGAGACGGGUGCAGAGAGUGGCAGAGGGGAUGCAGAUGAGCAACUUGCAGUAGAUCAGAAGAGGCUUGUAUCCCCGCCCCCUCCUACCUGCACCCCAGAGGAGCACUCGCCACGCCCCAUCCCAGACAUCCAAACAGAUAACAGUGCCGCAAGUCAUGUCAACAACUCAGGUGACUGUGAAAUAACAGAAGAAGCAACGGGGGUAGAGCUCCGCAAAGCCCUGACGCCACCCUUUCCAUCCCCGGCCACUUCCCCUAGAGCGGAGGCAGAGCUCACACCCAAAUUCAGUCCCCCAAGCAUGGUUGGUAAGAAACUGAUAAAGAUCGACGUGAUGAGAUCGCCCACUGUAGAAGCAAUUCAGAACACUUCUGACUAG